AUGCGAUCUGUCUUCGCCGCCGGCCUGGCUCUGGCCUUCUGCCUUGAUAUCGCCUGCGCCAACACCGAAAAGGUCAUCUUCGUCGGUCCGGAGACAGUGAACGUUCCGACCAUGCCGCCGACCCUUGAAGACCUUCGGCUGGAUGUCCUGACACCCGAUGACUGGACCAAGCGACUCGACCUGAAGGCUUCGUUCCCAACCGGGGACACACCCUCGGGAACGACGACUUGGUUACUGCUCGACAGGCUUACCCAUGGCCAGCGUUAUGAGCUGAGAGUGUGCUGGGCGGCCACACAACCCACUGCUUUCACGCUCGAUGUAUUUGAACUACCCACCGUGUGGGACACACCCGAGCUCAUUUCGUCAUUGGCAACCUACGCAUUCUCACGCCAGCCUGAAAAAGACAGCCCAGACGUCGGAGACACGACCUCGCAACGAAAGAAACACGAACAUGAAACUUCGCUGCUCUUUCUCCGGGUUCUGGCGGCAGCAGACUACUUCACGGACAAUACCACUCUCAUGGCCCAAGUCGAGCCCGUUAGCGUUGACCUGAUCCUCGAUCCAUUCUUGCUCAAUGCUUUGCCACGUUCAUUACUGCCCACUGUGGGUUAUGUCGUCGUCGUGGCGAUCUUGGCUUGGUUUCUAUCUAGACGCAUUCUUGUUUGGAUUCAACCUGUAGUCGCCGCUGAAGGCAAGUCCGCGGAAAAGAAGAAGAGGCUAUGA
Molecule: messenger RNA, 723 nt
Organism: Colletotrichum spaethianum
Lineage: Eukaryota; Fungi; Ascomycota; Sordariomycetes; Glomerellales; Glomerellaceae
Exons: 2
Coding region: 1-723 (240 amino acids)
Biological process (GO): GPI anchor biosynthetic process
Cellular component (GO): mannosyltransferase complex; endoplasmic reticulum membrane
Molecular function (GO): mannosyltransferase activity
Source: RefSeq, a predicted model, not a curated record